Molecule: messenger RNA, 1455 nt
Organism: Penicillium lagena
Lineage: Eukaryota; Fungi; Ascomycota; Eurotiomycetes; Eurotiales; Aspergillaceae
Product: serine/threonine protein kinase CDC7
Exons: 4
Coding region: 1-1455 (484 amino acids)
Biological process (GO): mitotic DNA damage checkpoint signaling; protein phosphorylation
Cellular component (GO): nucleus
Molecular function (GO): protein serine/threonine kinase activity; ATP binding
Source: RefSeq, a predicted model, not a curated record
AUGUCCGCUCUUCGUGCGGCCCAGUCAGAGGUGUUUGAGCUUCACCGGAGCAGUUCGUUUCAACAGCCACGCUCCAUGAAGCACAGGCACGCGUCUGAAGAGGACGAUGGGUCUGGCGACAAUACCGAAGCUUCCCAGGACCCGGCCGACUUUGAGGAGGAAGAAGAAGUCGACGAGUCAGUUCGGGAGGAUAUGAAGAAGCUGGAGGACACUUUCCCGGGAAUCUCAGAUCGGUUUCGCCUGAUCAAUCGGAUCGGAGAAGGCACCUUCUCCACGGUGUAUAAAGCAGAAGACCUGCUGUAUGAUCACUACAUGAACGACUGGGAUAUCUUUGACCAGGCCCAACACGACACCUGGGCCAGCCCUCCCUCCAAACGGCGGCGCGUUGAGGGCGAAUCGGUGGGGCGGAAGAAGGCGCGCUUCGUGGCGUUGAAGAAGAUCUAUGUCACAAGCAGCCCGAUCCGCAUUCAGAACGAACUCGAGCUGCUCCAUGAUCUGCGAGGGUGUAAAUCGGUGUGCCCUCUCAUCACGGCGUUCCGGUAUCAGGACCAGGUCGUCGCGGUGCUGCCCUUCUUUCCACAUACCGACUUUCGCAUUCAGUACCGCACCUUUAUGGUUGCGGACAUGCGCCAUUAUCUGCGAUCACUGUUGACUGCGCUGCAAUCAGUCCACGAGCACAGUAUCCUCCACCGGGACAUCAAGCCUACCAACUUCCUCUAUAAUCCGGAUUUGAAAGAAGGGGUCCUGGUUGAUUUUGGCCUGGCAGAACGCCAAGGAUCCGAGUAUACCAGUCCAUGUCUCUGCGCGCACCCAACCUAUGUUCGUCGAAGCCGAAUCCUUUCCAGCUACUAUUCCAAGAACCCCCCGCCCAAUGGGUUAUCAGCUGGUCACCCCAAAGCCGACUCUAGGCCAUCGAGGCGCGCGAACCGUGCCGGCACUCGUGGCUUUCGAGCACCGGAGGUUCUUUUCAAAUGUACUUCACAGACCACAAAGAUUGACCUGUGGUCUGUCGGCGUCAUUCUCCUCACCUUGCUUGGACGCCGGUUCCCCUUCUUCAAUUCCGCGGAUGACAUCGAUGCGAUGAUUGAAAUGUCCAGUAUCUUCGGAACGCGCCGCAUGAAGACAGCGGCGGCCUUGCACGGGCAGAUAUUCGAGACGAACAUCCCGACUAUUGGAGAGAAAGGGUACAGCUGGGAGAAAUUGGUGAAGUGGUCGAGCUGUGUGGAGGACUUGACUGAAAGCGAGCAACAAGCAACGCGCCUUUUGUCCGGUUUGAUGGAGCUGGAUCCCUCCAAGCGCCUGAGUGCUGCAGAGGCCCUGCAGCAUGAAUUCUUCCUUAACCCUAUCCUUCAUGAUGUCGAAUGGGGAGGCCACCCCGACGAUGAAAGUGCGGAUUCUGCCGAAGAGGAUGGCGGAGGCGAAGACGAGGAAGUAGACGAGGUCGCCAUGGUAUGA